Sorghum bicolor (sorghum) is the source of this 930-nucleotide messenger RNA. RefSeq names its product 50S ribosomal protein L21, chloroplastic. The record is from RefSeq and is a predicted model, not a curated record. Gene Ontology annotation, biological process: translation. NCBI's taxonomy places the organism in Eukaryota, Viridiplantae, Streptophyta, Magnoliopsida, Poales, Poaceae. The transcript has 5 exons. The coding region runs from base 22 to 651 and encodes 209 amino acids. Gene Ontology annotation, cellular component: ribosome. Gene Ontology annotation, molecular function: structural constituent of ribosome; RNA binding.
CUCCGAAGGCCACUCGACUCCAUGCCUCCCCUCCCCGCCGCGGCCAUGGCCACCGCGACGCUGCCCCUCCGCCUCCUCCCCUCCAAAACGCUGACCCUCUCCACUCUCGCCUCCGCGCGCCGCUCCCUCUCCGUCGCCGCCGUGGAGCCCCGGCGCUGGCGCCUCCGAGCGGCCGCUGAGGAGGCGCCUGAGGCCGUGGAGGUUGAGUUCGUGGAGGCCGAGGAGGAACCCGCGGUACCGGAGCCCGUCGAGGCGCAGCUCGCCGCCGCGGGGGCCGGGAAGGACGCCGACAUCUUCGCUGUUGUCAUGAUUGGUUCAAGACAAUACAUUGUGAUGCCGGGCAGGUACAUAUACACACAGAGGCUGAAAGGCGCCAAUGUCAAUGAUCAGAUCAUAUUAAACAAGGUGCUACUGGUGUCAACUAGAGAAAAAGCUUACAUUGGCAUGCCAGUGGUGACCAAUGCUGCUGUUCAUGCAGUGGUUGAAGAACAGGGACGGGAUGAUAAAGUUAUAGUCUUCAAGUACAAGAAGAAGAAGAAAUACCAGAGGAAACUUGGUCAUAGACAGCCAAACACAAGGUUAAGAAUCACAGGAAUAAGUGGAUAUGAAGAGUACCCUGCUGAUCCAAUACUUGACCCUGCUGCAGCUUAAGCUAAAUUGUAAGUUAUGUAGUUACAAAAACGGCUGGUAGUACAGUAGCAUGCAAAAUUUUGUUCUUCUUUUUUACUUUUCUUUGGUCGGGAAGGAACACUUUUCAGCAAAAUGUACCUUGUUUUUGUGUUCCAAAUGCUGCCAGUCAACCAGUGGUUCCAUCCUCCAUUUGUUCCAUCUGCUAGUUCUUUUUCAAAUUGUGUAUGCUAGCCUAUUGUAUUACACGACCGCUCCUAAAGAAGAGAUUUCUUUUUACUACAAGUUGGACAUUUUAGCCUU